AUCGAUUAUAUCAUCAAACGAUGUAAUUCCAUCGUCAGAUUUGACAUUUUGUUUCGAUUUGUACGCGUGUGAAAAGUCAAAUUUGAGAAUAUGCGAUGAAAAUAGAAGAAAAACUAAUGAUGCUGACCAAAGGAAAUACCGCUCCAAUGUUUUAUCGGAUUCUGUCUCGGUUUCCACAAAAUUUUUCUUUCUGUUUUGCUUACGGUUCCGGAGUUAAGCAGCAGCUCGGAUAUAAUUCUGUUAAUAAGAAGAAAAACAUGAUUGAUUUGAUCUACGCUGUAGAUAACGCUCAUCGUUGGCACGCAAGUAAUCUGGAAAGAAAUCCGGAACAUUAUUCGGCCAUUCAACUUCUAGGAAGUGGAUUCAUCACGAAAUAUCAGGAGACAAUGGGAGCAAAAGUUUUUUUCAAUACUUUAAUUCCAAUACCAGAAGAAGAUGUUGUCAUCAAGUACGGUGUUGUUACAACUAAAGAUCUGCUAGAGGACUUAAAUGGUUGGAUUAAUUUGUAUCUUGCUGGGAGACUUCAUAAACCUGUUGAAAUAAUACGGACGGCGGCCGGCUCAAAAGUUCAAAAUGCGAUAGACAACAAUCUUAAGGCAGCUGUGCAUGCUGCACUACUCUUAUUACCAGAAAAGUUUACUGAAUUUGAAUUGUAUCGGGAAAUUUCAAGUUUGAGUUACGCGGGAGAUUUUCGCAUGAUUUUCGGCGAGAACAAAGAUAAAGUGAACAACAUCGUUCGACCGCAGCUGGAAAAUUUUCGCAACUUAUACGCACCUACGAUAGCUCAAUUGCAGCAUGUGCUGAACCUUCCACUGGAAAGUAGUGACAAUUCGAUAUGCAGCCAAGAUCGGUCCGAGAAAACUGUUCUGUAUCACCUAAAUAACCUACCAAAGUGGCCAGUGAGAGAGAUCGUGUGUACACAAACAAGCGGGCGCUACAGAGAAGACACAGAAGAUAUUUUGUCGGCCGUUUCUAAGUCAUCGAACUAUAAAGAAAUUGUCUCCCGAUGUCUCCGCUCGAUCGUAUGGAAGAGUAGCGUGACGCAAUCGCUGAAAAAUAUUCCUACUGCCGGCAUUGGCAAGUCACUUAAAUACAGCUGGUCGAAAGCACUUAAGACGUUCAAUUUAUAACUUCGAUGCAUUUAUUAUAUCAAGAAAUUGAAAACUAGUCUCAUAUGUUGUUUAAGUCUUUAGUCUAUAAUAAAUAUUGAUUAAACAUU
Molecule: messenger RNA, 1219 nt
Organism: Malaya genurostris
Lineage: Eukaryota; Metazoa; Arthropoda; Insecta; Diptera; Culicidae
Product: phosphatidate cytidylyltransferase, mitochondrial
Exons: 2
Coding region: 96-1130 (344 amino acids)
Biological process (GO): cardiolipin biosynthetic process; CDP-diacylglycerol biosynthetic process
Cellular component (GO): mitochondrion
Molecular function (GO): phosphatidate cytidylyltransferase activity
Source: RefSeq, a predicted model, not a curated record